Serpula lacrymans var. lacrymans S7.9 is the source of this 585-nucleotide messenger RNA. RefSeq lists its product as uncharacterized. The record is from RefSeq and is a predicted model, not a curated record. NCBI's taxonomy places the organism in Eukaryota, Fungi, Basidiomycota, Agaricomycetes, Boletales, Serpulaceae. The transcript has a single exon. The coding region runs from base 1 to 585 and encodes 194 amino acids.
AUGUUGUCGCAAACUCCUGACGUCAACACUCUGUUGCACAACAUGCAUGCACAGAUUUUGGCGUUAACCACGCAACUCGCUGAGCUACAGGCAAACCCCACUGCAGCAGCACCCUCAGUUGAGAAGAAAUUUAACAAGAAAGUUGAAAACGUCGCUGACCCCGGCACUUUUGAAGGAGACAGAGCACAAUUUGCUGAAUGGUGGAUCAAACUGCAAAUUUGGGUCGAAGCAAAUUGGGAUGUGUUUGCUGACGACUUUGAGGUAGCAACUGCGGUGCUAUCUCCACUAAAAGGACCUGUGGCGAGUCAAUAUGCCCAAAUUAGAUUACAGGAGUGCUACACAGCGGGAGUGUGGCCCACCUGGGACAAUCUCAAGAUAGAGAUUGAAAAAUAUUUCAAACCUCAAGCUGAGCGUGACUGGGCGCGUCAGCAAAUCCAUACCUUCAAGCAAGGGAACAUGAGGACAGAUGAUUUCGUAACCCGGUUCCUGGCCCUCUCUAUCCAAGGGGGUCUAGGUAAUGAACAUGCAGUGGAGCUGCUGGAAUGCAAUGUAAACCCCCACAUUGCAGAACAGCUCUACAUAUAG